Messenger RNA from Bactrocera latifrons, 2403 nucleotides. It is a transcript of the gene dbo, whose product is annotated as kelch-like protein diablo. The transcript has 7 exons. The coding region runs from base 595 to 2403 and encodes 602 amino acids. Lineage: Eukaryota; Metazoa; Arthropoda; Insecta; Diptera; Tephritidae. The record is from RefSeq and is a predicted model, not a curated record. Gene Ontology annotation, molecular function: protein binding.
UGGCAGCACUAUAAGUCGGAUGUGUGUUGGUGUUGUGCAGUGAGGUGAAUCGAGAAAAAGUGACGAUUUUCUCAAUUUAUUGUGAAAAUAAUUGAGGAAACUUACAUUUUUAUAUAAUAAACGUAAAGAUGAACUUAAWUGUAAUAAAUAUGCGUUAUUAGGCGAAAAUUUUCGCAAGACAGUGCGCUGUAGUGACGUUUGUAAAAUUUUGCCUUGCAAAAACGCACGAAAGACAAGACAAAACGAAACAAAAAAUAGCAGCAGCAGCAGAACGGUGUGGCACCAGCUUAGGGCGGCAGCAAUCACGCAGACGAAUAUUUUGGAAGGAAGGUCGGUCGAUUAUUUGACCGAGGGCRAAAGUAGUGUGUGAAAAAAUAAAAUUCGACGUAUAUUUUAUAUUUGUCGCGUUUCUAUAAUUUUACAUAUAACAAUUUUCAAUGCAACAGAGCCACUGAGAUAACAGCGAAAAUUGCCUUUUCGAGAAUUGCCACUUGGAGUUGGUCGUGGUGUUUUGGGCUUGCCGUAGACAAAAACGCUAAGAUAGACGCGGUGUGGGGUUGGGCUUCUGCCCCGCUGCGUUUAGCGGCGAACAGGAUGGGCGAUCCAAUGCUGGCAGGAGCGGCUGGCAGCGCUGGCACUUCAACUGGUGCCAUCGAUCGUCCACCGUCUCCGGCACGUCUAUCGCACACCUCGGAGAAACACCCCAAGGUUACAUUAUCAGAGUUGAAUAUGCUGCGACGCCAUCGAGAACUUUGUGAUGUUGUACUCAAUGUUGGCGGUCGCAAAAUUUUCGCACAUCGCGUAAUACUUUCCGCCUGCAGUCCAUAUUUUCGCGCUAUGUUCACCGGCGAGUUGGAAGAAUCACGACAAACAGAAGUAACUAUACGAGAUAUAGAUGAAAAUGCCAUGGAGUUGCUUAUCGACUUUUGCUACACUGCACACAUCAUUGUCGAGGAGUCUAACGUGCAAACUUUAUUACCAGCAGCAUGUCUACUACAGCUGGUUGAAAUACAGGAUAUUUGCUGCGAAUUCCUAAAGCGACAAUUGGAUCCGACAAAUUGUUUAGGCAUACGAGCUUUUGCCGAUACACACUCAUGCCGGGAAUUAUUGCGCAUUGCCGAUAAAUUUACACAACACAACUUCCAAGAUGUUAUGGAAAGCGAGGAGUUUCUAUUGCUACCCGUCGGACAACUUGUGGAUAUUAUAUGCAGCGAUGAGUUGAAUGUACGUUCUGAAGAGCAGGUUUUCAAUGCUGUUAUGUCUUGGCUGAAAUACAAUGUGGCGGAUCGUCGUCAACAUUUGGCACAGGUUUUGCAACAUGUACGUUURCCGCUGUUGUCACCAAAAUUCCUCGUUGGUACUGUUGGCUCUGAUUUGUUGGUGCGUUCAGAUGAAGCAUGCCGUGAUCUCGUUGAUGAAGCCAAGAACUAUUUAUUAUUACCACAAGAACGUCCMCUAAUGCAAGGUCCACGCACACGCCCACGUAAACCAACACGUCGGGGUGAAGUAUUGUUUGCUGUUGGCGGUUGGUGCUCAGGUGACGCCAUUGCCUCUGUAGAACGUUUUGAUCCGCAAACAAACGAUUGGAAAAUGGUCGCACCGAUGAGUAAGCGACGUUGUGGCGUCGGUGUUGCCGUACUCAAUGAUUUACUCUAUGCCGUUGGCGGUCAUGAUGGACAAAGCUAUUUGAAUAGCAUCGAACGUUAUGAUCCGCAAACAAAUCAAUGGUCUUGUGAUGUCGCGCCAACCACCUCCUGUCGCACCAGUGUUGGCGUGGCCGUCUUGGAYGGAUUUCUGUAUGCCGUCGGCGGGCAGGAUGGCGUACAGUGUCUGAAUCAUGUUGAGCGCUACGAUCCUAAAGAGAACAAAUGGUCAAAGGUCGCACCAAUGACAACUCGUCGUUUAGGCGUGGCCGUCGCCGUUUUGGGUGGUUAUCUCUACGCCAUUGGCGGCUCUGAUGGUCAAUGUCCACUAAACACGGUUGAGCGCUAUGAUCCAAGACAAAAUAAGUGGUGCGCUGUUAACCCAAUGUCCACACGUCGCAAACAUUUGGGCUGCGCUGUCUUCAAUAACUACAUAUACGCUGUCGGUGGACGUGAUGAUUGUAUGGAAUUAUCAUCAGCUGAACGCUAUAACCCGCAUACAAAUACCUGGAGCCCCAUCGUGGCAAUGACUUCGCGUCGCAGCGGUGUUGGCUUGGCAGUAGUGAAUGGGCAGCUAUAUGCCGUUGGCGGUUUUGAUGGCUCCGCCUACUUAAAAACAAUUGAAGUUUACGAUCCAGAAACCAAUCAAUGGCGUUUAUGUGGUUGUAUGAAUUAUCGACGCUUAGGUGGUGGCGUAGGUGUGAUGAGAGCACCACAGACUGAAAACUAUAUGUGGAUACGCAAAGAUUCCGUUGUUUGA